Talpa occidentalis (Iberian mole) is the source of this 3162-nucleotide messenger RNA. It is a transcript of the gene IRAK4, whose product is annotated as interleukin 1 receptor associated kinase 4. Gene Ontology annotation, biological process: signal transduction; protein phosphorylation. The record is from RefSeq and is a predicted model, not a curated record. NCBI's taxonomy places the organism in Eukaryota, Metazoa, Chordata, Mammalia, Eulipotyphla, Talpidae. Gene Ontology annotation, molecular function: ATP binding; protein serine/threonine kinase activity; magnesium ion binding. The coding region runs from base 303 to 1682 and encodes 459 amino acids. The transcript has 13 exons.
GCCGAGCGCGCGGCAUCCGCCCGGGACUGGCUGUUGAGGGGUCCCGGGCUGUUGAGGGGCGGUUUAGGAGGAAAGUCGCCUUAGCUUCAAAGUCAAACUCACUUCCACGGUCCUCCAUCUCUGCAUCAGGAAACUUGUUCAGGCGGGAAACCGUGGUGUCCCCUCGCACCUUCUACAAUUUACAAACCAGCACAAGAUUCUUUUUGCUCCACCUCAGAAGAGUGGUUGCCUGGGACUCUGCAUCUCAGCUGACACCCUGGCCCAAGCUGCCAGCACCUCCCACUACAUUCUGGGAAUAGAAGAUGAACAAGCCUAUAACACCUUCAACAUAUGUGCGCUCCCUCAAUGUUGGACUAAUUAGGAAGCUGUCAGAUUUUAUUGAUCCUCAGGAAGGAUGGAAGAAGUUAGCAGUAGCUAUUAAAAAACCAUCUGGUGAUGAGAGAUACAAUCAGUUUCACAUAAGGAGAUUUGAAGCAUUGCUUCAAACUGGAAAAAGUCCCACUUGUGAAUUACUGUUUGAUUGGGGCACCACAAACUGCACAGUUGGUGAGCUCGUGGAUCUUUUGGUUCAAAAUGAGUUUUUUGCCCCUGCAAGUCUUUUGCUACCAGAUGCUGUUCCCAAAGUUGUUGAUAUACUACCUUCUAAAGAAACUGUAAAAAUUCAGCAGAAACAGAUGCCUCUCUUUGGCAAAGACAGGACAUCUGUGAUACCUUUGCAGAAUCCAGAACAAAAAUACAUGCCACCUGACUCAAGUCCAGAAAAAACAAGCUUAGAUAUUAGUGAUACACGUUUCUACAGCUUUUCAUUCUAUGAAUUGAAGAAUGUCACAAACAACUUUGAUGAACGACCCAUUUCUAUGGGUGGUAAUAAAAUGGGAGAGGGAGGAUUUGGAGUUGUGUAUAAAGGUUAUGUGAACAACAGAACUGUAGCAGUGAAAAAGCUGGCAACGAUGGUUGACAUUAGUACUGAAGAACUGAAAGAACAGUUUGAUCAGGAAAUAAAAGUAAUGGCAAAGUGUCAACAUGAAAACUUAGUAGAACUACUGGGUUUCUCAAGUGAUGGAGAUGACCUCUGCUUGGUAUAUGUUUACAUGCCUAAUGGUUCAUUACUGGACAGACUGUCAUGCUUGGAUGAUACUCCACCACUUCCUUGGCACGUAAGAUGUAAUAUAGCUCAGGGUGCAGCAAAUGGCAUCAGUUUUUUACAUGAAAACCAUCACAUUCAUAGAGAUAUUAAAAGUGCAAAUAUCUUACUAGAUGCAGACUUUACAGCUAAAAUAUCUGACUUUGGACUUGCACGGGCUUCUGAAAAGUUUGCCCAAACAGUCAUGACUAGCAGAAUUGUGGGAACAACGGCUUAUAUGGCUCCUGAAGCUUUGCGAGGAGAAAUCACACCCAAAUCUGACAUCUACAGCUUUGGUGUGGUUUUACUAGAAAUAAUAACUGGACUUCCACCUGUAGAUGAAAACCGUGAACCUCAGUUAUUGCUGGAUAUUAAAGAAGAAAUUGAAGACGAAGAAAAAACUAUUGAUGAUUAUGUUGAUAAGAAGAUGAAUGACAUUGAUUCCAUGUCCAUUGAAAAUAUGUACGCUGUUGCUACUCAGUGUCUGCAUGAAAAAAAAAAUAAGAGACCAGAUAUUAAGAAGGUUCAACAGCAACUGCAAGAAAUGACAGCAUCUUAACACUUGGCCUUUAAAGUUCUUGGCUUCCCAUAUACAGCUCUCCAAGACAUUUUUUCAUUAAAUUUUUUGUAAACUUUCUUCUUGUCUUUGCCAAGGAAUCAUGUACAGCAGCAAUUGUUAAAGCUUACAUGGCACCUCCAGCAUAUAGAGCAAACAAAAGCAGAGCUACUGUGUUGCUGCUUAGCCCUACCUUCCCACUGCCACUCCAGAUCUUAGAGCUGUCUUUAAGACAUCUCCUCGGAACCGCACCGAACAGUUUGUGAACUACAGGAUUAGCAAAAAAAAGUGCUGAACCACAGAUUCAAAGGACCCACAACUGAGACCCGACUUGACUACUAAUGGCUGUAAAACUUUGGAUAAUUUCCAGCGUCUUUGAAUCGUGGUUUUUUACUCUUGUGACUUUGACUAAUAUCUGCUGUGCCUCUCUGACAGAUAGUCAUGAAAAUAAAAUGAUGUAAAAUAUAUACCAGCAUUUUGUAACUUGUAAAGGUGAUAUAAAAUUUAAAGGUCAUAUAGAUGAUUAUAAAAUCCUAUUGCCAUCAUGUCUGUGGUGUCAUCUUCACAGUGUGCUAUAUUUUAAACGAUCAUUCACCACAAGCCCAAUAUGCCCUGAUGGUCUGUUGUUUUAGAUGCUGUUCUGUGGCAAAGUUGAAGGAAUUUUGCAGAUGCAGUUAAGGUUCCAAAUCAGCUGACUUAAAGUAUCCGCAGGGCGUGGUAGAUAGGCCUGCCCUAGUAAGGUGAACUCUCACAAGAAAUAAAGUCUGUUGGCCUUGAGAAAGUAAAUUAUUGUGUUGAAAAGAGUCACAUUGGCUGAGACAUAGGGUGGCCUUAGAGAUGAGAGCUACCUUCCAGUUAUCAGCCAGGAAAACACAACCAUACUGUAUAUGGGUUUCUGUUGAGAUGAAUUGACUAAAUCAUUUUAUUUUUCUUUUCAACUAGCAAAUGUUUCUGCUUACUUAGUUUAUAAAGGUAAUUUGAAAGGAGUGCUAUCUUUCCCCCAAGAAAGCAUUUAGGAAUGUCUAAAUAAUUAUAGAGGAUAAUCAUCUUCUGCUAUAGUCAGUAUCAUCAACUCACAUAAUUACCUUUUUUUUUUUGAUAUGGUAAGGAUAUUUAAGAUCUACUCCCCUAGCAAGUUCAAACAUUAUAGAAUGCAAUGCUAUCAAAUAGGUUGUCAUGUUAUGUAUUACAUUACAUGUACUUGUCUAAUACCUGUGUUUGUACCUUUAAACAGUUUCGUCCCAUACUCUAUAAGGUAUGUAUUAUUCAAUUACAGAAGUGGACACACACAAGAAUGACUUUUAAGUCAUUCAAAUUCUAAAGUAAUAAGUAGGGAAGCAAAAGCAAUGAAUUUUCAAAAUGAAUGCAAAAUUGUAUACCUCAAAGAAAUGGAGGGGGGGGAAUCACCUUAUGAAAUACUCUCACCUAAAGCAACAACUAUUAAAUGAGUUCAACAAAUAUUCCUUGGUUGUUUUCUAUGGUC